Messenger RNA from Ctenocephalides felis (cat flea), 2348 nucleotides. Its product is annotated as zinc finger protein OZF-like. The coding region runs from base 80 to 1699 and encodes 539 amino acids. Gene Ontology annotation, cellular component: nucleus. NCBI's taxonomy places the organism in Eukaryota, Metazoa, Arthropoda, Insecta, Siphonaptera, Pulicidae. Gene Ontology annotation, molecular function: DNA-binding transcription factor activity; zinc ion binding; RNA polymerase II cis-regulatory region sequence-specific DNA binding. Gene Ontology annotation, biological process: regulation of transcription by RNA polymerase II. The transcript has 6 exons. The record is from RefSeq and is a predicted model, not a curated record.
CGUCAAUCAAACGUUAAUAAAGAAUUAUUAUAAUUAUAAUUAAUAUUUGUCUCUAGUUUAAUGCUUUAUUUUAUAAAUUAUGGAAGAAAUAAAAGUGACAAAUAUAUGCAGGGCAUGUAUGUGUACAGAUGGAGCAAUGAAACCGAUGUUUAUAUCUGAAAAUCUAACACCAGCCUUAGCUAAUAUGCUUAUGUCUUGUACAAAUAUCCCAAUUUCUGAAUUAGAUGGGUUGCCUGGACAAAUUUGCGAAGGAUGUGAAAUUUCAUUACACUCAGCUUUUUUGUUUAAACAACAAUGUGAAAGAUCUGAUGUAGAAUUGAGAAAAGUGUUUGGAAAUACGGAGAAUGUUUUAGAAGAUAAACAAAUCAAGGAUGAGCCUAUCACAGAACCUAUUGAUUUCGAUUUACUAAAACCUAAAAUCGAAAUUGAAAUGGAUGCUGAAGAAUUCUUAGAAGGUGUGGAAGCCACCGAUGAUUUGGAAGAAACAGAACUGGAAAUUCCCCAUAGGCGCAGGGGCAGAAAAAAAUUAACCAAUGAUUUUUCUUGCGAUAUCUGUGGAAAAAUCUUUGAUAAGCUUUAUCGUUUGCAAAGGCAUUUAAAUGUUCAUAAUUCAGAAGGAAAACCUUUUGAGUGCACAAUAUGUUAUCAACGUUUUGUUAGAGAAGAUUUAUUGAUAAGACAUAGAAUAAAACAUUCAGAAUUAAUGUCUAAAAAUUUCAAUUCUGAAGAUAUAAAAGAAAUAUAUAAGUGCUCAGAGUGUGAUAGAGUAUUCAGGAAGCAGGAGUCUCUUUCAGCACACAUGCAAAAGCACAAAAAUGAAGAACCUCAGAGUUAUGAAUGUACCGAGUGCGAAAGAACUUUUACUAAAGCAAGCCAUUUAUCACGGCAUAUGAAAAUACAUGGCAAUGUUAAGCCUCAUAAAUGUCAGUUGUGCCCAAAAUCAUUUGCUCUUGGUGGUCAACUAAUAGAUCAUAUGAAUAAACAUAAUGGUAUUAAGCCACAUGUUUGCCCAGAGUGUGGAAAAGGUUUUCAGCAAUCUUGUACUUUAAAAGAUCAUUUACGAACGCACAGUGGGGAGGCGCCAUUCCUAUGCUCUGAAUGCGGUAAAGCUUUUAAUAACAGCAGUAACUUACGACAACAUUUAGUUCGACAUUCAGGCUUAAAGCCUUUUGCAUGUUCACAGUGUCCAUCACGAUUUGCAAGCAAAGGGGGCUUAACAUCACACGAAGUUACACAUACAGGUGCUAAACCUUAUAUUUGUGAUACAUGCGGCUCAGGUUUUACAAAACCCUAUAGUCUUGUUAAGCAUAAACGUAUUCAUACAGGAGAGAAACCUUAUGCAUGUGAAGUAUGUUCGAUGAGGUUUAAUUCUUCUGAUCACGUCAAACGUCAUAUGCGUACUCAUACAGGUGAAAAGCCAUAUAAAUGCAAAUAUUGUGACCGUGCAUUUAGUCAAAGUAAUGAUUUGGUGAAACACACUCGGAGUCAUGUUGGGGAUAACACAUACAAGUGUCCAGACUGCCCAGAGAGUUUCAGGCUUCUUGGGGAGCUUAGAGCUCAUAGUAAAGUGCAUUUUGUGCCUCCAUCUGAUGCCCAUCCUUCCACUAUUAAAACCCAACCUAAAGAAGAAAUUGAGAAUUUUACAGAGGCUAUUGUUCAACAUUUACAAGAGCAGCAACAAUUAGAAGCACUUGGAUAAUAGUCAUAAGAAUGGGUAAAGAAAUUAACUAUUUUUCUAUUUUAUAACUUGUUAUAAACAAGCAAAAGUUAAACUUUUAGUAUUAACUAGAGUUUACUAUUUUGAUAUGAGACUUGUGCUUAGUUUUAAUUUUAGCAAAUUAUAUCUAAUAUUAUUGUUAACCAUCAUUGGUGUUGGUAUUUGUUUAUUCUCUACAUAUAUACAUAUUACAUUUUUCAGCAGACACAACUGUGCUUGGUCCACAGAUAAAAAACAUUUUAUUGUAUUGAUAUUCAUAGGAUAGAGAGAGAAUCAUUAAACCUUUCUCGGAUAAAUUUUUACCAAUAUAUCUUUGGGAUUAUACAGAAGCGUCAUGUUAUUGUAACAAUGAAGAACUUGCUACCUAAUGAGAUAGGUAAAAAUUGCAUAUAAUCAUAUUUUUGCAAGCUUUCUGUCCUGGAUUCAUUCAAGGUGAUCUGUAAAUUUUGCCUUUGAUAAGUAAGCUUUGUUGAAAGAUUUUUUAUUACCAGUCCCAGAUGUGUUUUUACCAUAGUUAAAAGAAGAGUAGAUGAUUUUUACAAUAAGUUUUUUUUUAAAUAUAAAUUUAAUUUACAUUUUUGUUGGGAUGUAUAUAGGCAGCUGUAAAAACAUAAGCAUUUAGUUACAUGUA